ACCUCUAGCUUCAUCUAUUCAAGCUUCCUCCCAAUUAUAUUACUCGCCUUCAUCCGAUGUGAGUAUUGACGAGCUUAUGGUACGGUGCUUUGGCAGGUGCGUUUCCCCCUUUUUUACCCCGCUACCCCGCUAAUUAUUUUAGAUCCUCACACACAUACAAGAUGCCCAAAAAGCCAAUUAAACAAGGGUAUAAGAUCUACGGACUUGCGGAUCACGGAUACAUAUAUAAUUGGAUUUGGAGCUCGCGAGAGAAGGGAUUGCAAAAAAUGAUUCUCCAUCCAACCCUUACAAAUACCGGUUCUCUCGUACGAAAUCUGGCACUUUCCCUCCCACGCCGCUACCUUACGAUAUAUCUCGAUAAUUACUUUACCUCUGUACCCUUAUUUUCAGAACUACGAGCUUGCGGAUUCGGUAUAGUAGGUACUAUCCGCCCACAUAAGCAAUUUCCUCCUGAAUUAUCGGCAAUCAAGAACCGAUUUGCGAAAAAGCUAGAAUGGAAUACCUUGCUUGCGGCAGUGGUUGAGGAUAUGCUUUGCUUAGCUUGGCAAGAUAAUAGUAUUGUCUUGUGUCUAAGUAAUGUCCAUACUGUGGAUAAGGCAGAGGACUUCCGGGAAAAGGAGAGGAAACGGCCCGCAAAGACGUCCACAAAUGGACGAAUCGUCCGUGAGGUUUUUGGCAAUCUACCAAUAAAGGAGCUUAAGAUUCCUAGCUUUAUUAAUGAUUAUAAUUAAUAUAUGGGGGUGUAGAUCUUGCAAAUUAAUUCAGGGAGAUAUAUGAAACCCAUAAACCUACCCUAAGGAAUUGGUGGCCCUUAUUUUACUGGCUAAUUAAUGUAGCUUGUAUCAAUGCGUACAGGCUUUAUCAGUUACAUACAGUACAAGAGCGUCUGCUUACACACUUGCAAUUUAGAAUC
Molecule: messenger RNA, 913 nt
Organism: Hyaloscypha bicolor E
Lineage: Eukaryota; Fungi; Ascomycota; Leotiomycetes; Helotiales; Hyaloscyphaceae
Exons: 1
Coding region: 162-731 (189 amino acids)
Source: RefSeq, a predicted model, not a curated record